UUUUACCUCUACAGCAUUGAAGAGUUCUUUCAAAAUGUCAGCACGGAAUUUUAUUUCACUCGUUUCAAAGCCACUCUUUCGAAGUAAAACAUCUUUAUUACUAACGUCAAGAUGCUGUUCCUAUUUUCCUGUUAAUGAUGCUUUGUUUGGUUUAACACAAGAACAGAAGCAGCUUAGACAGACUGUGUUUCAGUUUUGUCAAAAGGAGCUUGCUCCCAAAGCAGAUGAAAUUGACAAAACCAAUGAGUUUAAAGACAUGAAGGACUUUUGGCGUAAAUGUGGAGAACUUGGUUUGAUGGGAAUCACUGCACCUUCACAGUAUGGAGGGACAGAGGGGACAUACUUAGACCAUUGUUUGGUGAUGGAGGAAAUGAGUCGAUUUUCAGCCGGUGUGGCACUAAGUUAUGGGGCACAUUCCAAUUUAUGUGUAAACCAAUUUGUUCGGAAUGGCAGUGAAGCUCAAAAAGAAAAAUACUUACCAGAGUUGAUUUCAGGUGAAAAAGUAGGAGCUCUUGCUAUGAGUGAACCUAAUGCUGGCUCAGAUGUUGUUUCAAUGAAACUGAAAGCGGAGAAAAAAGGAGAUUAUUACUUGUUGAAUGGGAGCAAGUUUUGGAUUACCAAUGGCCCAGAUGCAGAUACGUUAAUCGUGUAUGCCAAGACUGAUUCAUCUGUGGCUCCUCAACAUGGAAUUACAGCUUUUGUCAUUGAAAAGGGAAUGCCAGGGUUCAGCACUGGAAUCAAGUUAGACAAACUCGGAAUGAGAGGUUCCAAUACCUCAGAAUUAAUAUUUGAAGACUGUAAAGUACCAGUGGACAAUAUGUUGGGGAAGGAAGGUCAAGGUGUAUACAUAUUAAUGUCGGGGUUGGACAUUGAGAGGACUCUUGGUUCUGCCGGCCCAGUAGGGAUAAUGCAGGCAUGCUGUGAUGUGGCAUUUGAAUAUGCUCACCACAGGGAAGCUUUCGGGCACAAGAUUGGAACAUUUCAGAUGAUACAAGCAAAAAUGGCCAACAUGUACACUACACUGAAUGCCUCCCGGUCGUAUGUUUACAACGUGGCUCGCUCGCUGGACAGAGGAGAAAGACAAAACAAUGAUUGUGCAGCAGUAAUUCUCUACACAGCGGAGGCAGCCACACAGAUGGCACUAGAUGCCAUUCAGAUACUAGGUGGAAAUGGAUAUAUAAAUGACUAUCCUACUGGGCGUUUUCUGAGGGAUGCUAAGCUUUAUGAGAUUGGAGCUGGAACCAGUGAAGUCAGGAGAUUAAUCAUUGGACGUGCUAUAAAUGCCAAUUACAAAUAAUGUAUACAUAUCUCAGCAACAUAAAAGCAACAGUCUGUGAUUAUUCCAGUAUUUUAUUUGUGAAUACAAAUACUCUCAUCGAAUCAGUGGCCACAUCUUGUAUGUAGAGCCAGUGGCUUUUGCACAUCCAUUCAGUGGCCCCUCUAAUAUGUACUGAUAAGAGCAUCUCUAUCUGGUGUGAUAAUUUGUGUCAUUAUAUAUACAUGUACCUCAGAUUGAUGAUAUUGCAAUCAUGUUCAUAUUGAAUUUGUUGUGUUCACAGGAUACUGUGUGUGUCUGAAAACAAUUUGUUGAUCAAAUAAAAAUAUUCAGAACAUUC
Ostrea edulis (European flat oyster) is the source of this 1616-nucleotide messenger RNA. Its product is annotated as isovaleryl-CoA dehydrogenase, mitochondrial-like. The transcript has 12 exons. The record is from RefSeq and is a predicted model, not a curated record. Gene Ontology annotation, biological process: L-leucine catabolic process. Gene Ontology annotation, molecular function: 3-methylbutanoyl-CoA dehydrogenase activity; flavin adenine dinucleotide binding. Lineage: Eukaryota; Metazoa; Mollusca; Bivalvia; Ostreida; Ostreidae. Gene Ontology annotation, cellular component: mitochondrion. The coding region runs from base 35 to 1297 and encodes 420 amino acids.